This is a messenger RNA of Chionomys nivalis (European snow vole), 2052 nucleotides long. Its product is annotated as putative ATP-dependent RNA helicase Pl10. Gene Ontology annotation, molecular function: RNA helicase activity; ATP binding; RNA binding. The coding region runs from base 31 to 2052 and encodes 673 amino acids. The transcript has a single exon. Lineage: Eukaryota; Metazoa; Chordata; Mammalia; Rodentia; Cricetidae. Gene Ontology annotation, cellular component: P granule; nucleus. The record is from RefSeq and is a predicted model, not a curated record. Gene Ontology annotation, biological process: cell differentiation; gamete generation.
CUCCACCCCAGUUCUCCGUACUCUUCAGGUAUGAGUCAUGUGGCAGAGGAAGAUGAGCUCGGGCUGGACCAGCAGUUGGCUGGCCUAGACCUGAACUCUCCCGACGGCCAGAGCGGAGGAGCAGGAGCAGGGGGAGGAGGAGGAGGAGGAAGCACAGCCAGCAAAGGGCGCUACAUCCCUCCUCACCUGCGGAACCGGGAAGCCACGAAAGCGUCCUACGACAAGGACAGCUCACGGUGGAGUAAAGACAAGGAUGCCUACAGCAGCUUCGGCUCCCGCAGCGACGCCAGAGCCAAGUCGGGUUUCUUCGGGGACCGUGGAAGCGGAUCCAGGGGCAGGUUUGAGGAUCGCGGGCGGAGUGACUAUGAGGGCGUCGGCGGCGGAGGUGGCCGUGGAGCGGGUAGGAGCGGCUUUAGCAAAUUUGAACGGGGCGGGAACAGUCGCUGGUGUGACAAGGCCGACGAAGAUGACUGGUCUAAACCGCUCCCGCCAAGCGAACGCUUGGAGCAGGAACUCUUUUCUGGAGGCAAUACUGGGAUUAACUUUGAGAAGUAUGAUGACAUUCCGGUGGAGGCGACAGGGAACAACUGCCCUCCGCAUAUCGAAAGUUUCAGCGAUGUUGAGAUGGGAGAAAUUAUUAUGGGAAACAUCGAGCUCACUCGUUAUACCCGCCCAACUCCAGUGCAAAAGCAUGCUAUUCCUAUUAUCAAGGAGAAAAGAGACUUGAUGGCGUGUGCACAGACAGGGUCUGGGAAAACGGCAGCUUUUCUUUUACCAAUCUUGAGUCAGAUCUAUACAGAUGGUCCAGGCGAGGCACUGAGGGCCAUGAAGGAGAAUGGGAAGUAUGGGCGUCGCAAACAAUAUCCAAUCUCCUUGGUCCUGGCCCCAACCAGAGAAUUGGCUGUGCAGAUCUAUGAGGAGGCCAGGAAGUUCUCCUACCGCUCUCGAGUUCGUCCUUGUGUGGUGUAUGGUGGCGCUGAUAUUGGUCAGCAGAUUCGAGACUUAGAACGUGGAUGCCACUUAUUGGUAGCCACUCCAGGACGGCUAGUGGAUAUGAUGGAGAGAGGAAAGAUCGGACUAGACUUCUGCAAAUACUUGGUGUUAGAUGAAGCAGAUCGGAUGUUGGACAUGGGCUUUGAGCCUCAGAUACGAAGAAUAGUUGAGCAAGACACCAUGCCUCCAAAAGGUGUCCGCCAUACUAUGAUGUUUAGCGCUACUUUCCCUAAGGAAAUACAGAUGCUGGCUCGUGAUUUCUUGGAUGAAUAUAUCUUUUUGGCCGUAGGAAGAGUUGGGUCUACUUCUGAGAACAUCACACAGAAAGUCGUGUGGGUGGAAGAAGCAGACAAGCGGUCAUUUCUGCUUGACCUCUUGAAUGCAACAGGAAAGGAUUCCCUGAUAUUGGUGUUUGUGGAGACCAAAAAGGGUGCAGAUUCUCUGGAGGAUUUCUUAUACCAUGAAGGAUAUGCUUGUACCAGUAUCCAUGGAGACCGAUCUCAGCGAGAUAGGGAAGAGGCCCUUCACCAGUUCAGGUCAGGAAAAAGUCCUAUUCUCGUGGCUACAGCAGUAGCGGCAAGAGGACUGGAUAUAUCCAACGUGAAACACGUCAUCAAUUUUGACUUGCCUAGUGACAUCGAAGAAUAUGUGCAUCGCAUUGGCCGUACAGGUCGUGUCGGAAACCUUGGCCUUGCCACCUCGUUCUUCAAUGAGAGGAACAUAAAUAUCACCAAAGAUUUAUUGGAUCUUCUUGUUGAAGCAAAGCAAGAAGUGCCGUCUUGGCUAGAAAACAUGGCUUUUGAACACCAUUACAAGGGUGGCAGUCGUGGGCGGUCUAAGAGCAGAUUUAGUGGAGGAUUUGGUGCCAGAGACUAUCGACAAAGUAGCGGCGCCAGCAGUUCCAGCUUCAGCAGCAGCCGGGCUAGCAACAGCCGCAGUGGUGGAGGCAGUCACAGCAGCAGCAGAGGGUUUGGUGGAGGUAGUUAUGGAGGCUUUUACAAUAGUGAUGGCUAUGGAGGAAAUUAUAGCUCCCAGGGGGUUGACUGGUGGGGUAACUGA